Ailuropoda melanoleuca (giant panda) is the source of this 1950-nucleotide messenger RNA. RefSeq names its product solute carrier family 2 member 8 (gene SLC2A8). Lineage: Eukaryota; Metazoa; Chordata; Mammalia; Carnivora; Ursidae. Bases 345 to 1694 code for a protein of 449 amino acids. Gene Ontology annotation, molecular function: D-glucose transmembrane transporter activity. Gene Ontology annotation, biological process: D-glucose transmembrane transport. Gene Ontology annotation, cellular component: membrane. The transcript is spliced from 9 exons. The record is from RefSeq and is a predicted model, not a curated record.
GGCUCCGCUUGAGGAGGCUUUCUGAUCCCGCCUCUAGGUUCGCACCACACUCCUAUUGGACGGUUCAACUCCAGGCCCACAUACAAACUCCGCCCCACGUAAACAUUGGCUAGCCUAGUCCUAGGGGCGGUUCCAGUGAGUGUCGCUUACCGGUUCUUUUCUCCCAUUGGUCGGCCUUGAUUUGGGGAGUGGCUCCUAGCUCAGAGGAUAACCACGCCUUGCGUUCCCAUUGGCCGUUCCAUCCGCCCCAGCACCGCCCCUCCCCCGCCUAUUGGCCGGCUCUGCUCGCGGGACCCGUGGCAGUUCAGGCAACAGAGCUGACCAAGCAGUCGUUGGCUGCAGAAAUGACGCCGGAGGACCAGGAGGAGACACAGCCGCUCCUGGGGCCGCCCGGCGGCAGCGCUCCCCUCAGCCGCCGGGUCUUCCUCGCCGCCUUCGCCGCCGCCCUGGGCCCGCUCAGCUUCGGCUUCGCGCUCGGCUACAGCUCCCCGGCCAUCCCCAGCCUGCGCCGCGCUGCGUCCCCAGCCCUGCGCCUCGAUGACGCCGCCGCCUCCUGGUUCGGGGCCAUCGUGACCCUGGGCGCCGCGGCGGGGGGCGUGCUGGGCGGCUGGCUCGUGGACCGCGCCGGGCGCAAGCUGAGCCUGCUGCUCUGCACCGUGCCCUUCGUGGUCGGCUUUGCCGUCAUCACCGCCGCCCAGAACGUGUGGAUGCUGCUCGGGGGCCGCCUCCUAACCGGCCUGGCCUGCGGUAUUGCCUCGCUCGUAGCCCCGGUCUAUAUCUCUGAAAUCUCCUACCCCGGAGUGCGGGGGCUGCUGGGCUCCUGUGUGCAGCUGAUGGUCGUCACAGGCAUCCUCCUGGCCUACCUGGCAGAGACCAUCUUUGAGGAGGCCAAGUUCAAGGACAGCAGCCUAGCCUCGGUCAUCGUAGGCAUCAUCCAGGUGCUAUUCACGGCCAUGGCGGCCCUCAUCAUGGACAGAGCUGGGCGGAGGCUGCUCCUGACCUUGUCCGGUGUGGUCAUGGUGUUCAGCACCAGUGCCUUUGGUGCCUACUUCAAGCUGACCCAGGGUGGCCCUAGCAACUCCUCACACGUGGACCUCUUGACGACUCUCUCCAUGGAGCCCGCCAGUGCCAGCGUGGGGCUGGCCUGGUUGGCAGUGGGCAGCAUGUGCCUCUUUAUCGCCGGCUUCGCUGUGGGCUGGGGGCCCAUCCCCUGGCUCCUCAUGUCUGAGAUCUUUCCUCUGCACGUCAAGGGCAUGGCCACCGGUGUGUGUGUCCUCACUAACUGGUUCAUGGCCUUCCUGGUGACGAAAGAGUUCAGCAGUGUUAUGCAACUCCUGCUCAUACCAUCUCUGAUUGCUACCAACAUCCACUUAGAGCUACCAGUGGCUGUGGACACACACACACACACACACACUCUUCAGAGGUUCCCUAGGACGUCCUCGGGGCCUCCUCAUCAGAGCCCAAGAUGCUUCAGGGACCAGAACCAGCCCCAGCUGACAGUCUUGAAUCGGCCCCAGAAGCUCGGCACAGGAUCAUGGAGGGCAGAUGGAACAUCCCCAAAGGACAGAUGCAUCAGUAGAAGCUGUGCUUUACCCCUCCCAAAGCAGAAAUUUGCACCGCCCCCCACCCCACAUCCAAUCCCUACCCCCAGAACUUUCAGGAGAAUCCUGGCUUCUGCACUCUCCAGGCAAUGAAUGCCCUGACGCCACCCAGUGGCCAUAGGCAGAAUUGCACCAGUUGAGGAGUGAAGCGCUCUGCUACCUCCCAGUGGCCCUGGUUGGGAUCCCAAGACUAAGGAAAAUCGCUACUGCCCCCCGGCCAUUAUGGGGUUAGCAUCCGCGGGACCUUGUGGCCAUGGGCAGAACAGCAGCAACUGUAGGGGGCUAGGAGCCAAGGAAGGCAGGCAGUCUCGAAACUGGAAAAGGCAAGGAAAGCGAUCCUCCCCUAGAG